This is a messenger RNA of Dioscorea cayenensis subsp. rotundata (Guinea yam), 2960 nucleotides long. RefSeq lists its product as uncharacterized. The transcript is spliced from 9 exons. The record is from RefSeq and is a predicted model, not a curated record. Lineage: Eukaryota; Viridiplantae; Streptophyta; Magnoliopsida; Dioscoreales; Dioscoreaceae. Gene Ontology annotation, molecular function: zinc ion binding. Bases 114 to 2645 code for a protein of 843 amino acids.
UUGGGUUUCCAAAGAAUCCUACCCAUUGAGGUGGCUUAUCACUCAUCAGCGCCGUCAAACAGGGCGAGAAUCUCAAAGCAGGAACCGCCAUUAUUAUCGAGGCAAAGAAGCAGAUGAGUAGCCGAGAACAAGGCGAAGGUAUCGAGACGGGGAGACGGAGAGGGAGAAGGAGGGAACCGGGCCGCCGGUGGAUGGAUUCGCCUUCCCCUCCAGACGUCGAUUUAACGUCGAAGCUUCUUGGAGGUCUCAAUUUGAUCGGGAACGCCCCCGAUAAGGAUAUGGACGAAAUGGAUCUAUGGACGGUGGUUCCAGACUCUGCGGAUAGAUUGAAAAUGACAUCCCAAUCUGGAUCUUCUGCUGCUAAUGCAGAGACUGGUAGAGGAUUUGGGGUGGCGCUGCCUGAGAAAAAAGUGCAUGCAAGGAAGGGUCGGUCUUGUCGAACCAGGGUUUCAGGCUUAACUGAUCAUUUGAGCAGGGGCAAUUCACAAGAUAAGGCUGAACAUCAGUUUGGACAACCAAGUUUGGCAGCCUUGACACAAGAUGAGGCUGAACACCUGUUUGGACGAGCAAGUUUGGCGUGUUUGAUGUCUGAGGACCUCAAAGAUAAAAUUUCCCCUCCCACGGGUGGCACAUCCUUUGAGCAUGAGCAAGAUAGGGUCGUCAAUGGGAAUGAAAUGAGCUUCAGCCCUUCUGCUUGUUUCCAUUCUUCUGUGCGAAGAGAUACGAGGAAGAAUACUGAUAAAGAAUGGUAUCUCCUUGACAAUGAGGGUAUCCUGAAAGGUGAAGGUUGCGGUUAUUUUAACUCUGGAGCAGGUCUUUCAAAAACAUCUGUGAGUUUCUGUGAGGAAGAGCGGGUUGGUAUACUAGUUGGAGGUAAUGUUCGAUCAAAGUUAGCAGAUAAAGGGAAGGGCAUUGAAUCAAGUGCCAAUUCAAGGGGCAUAUCAGUGCAACCACAAUCAAGAACAUUUCUUCCUGGCUUGUCUUGGAAGAAUGAAGGGAGAAAAACUCUGGUGCAUGGUGGUCUUACGUCUCCACACAGUAUUACAAAGGCCAAAAACUCACCUGUACUUGAUGGCAGUAAUGGAAUUGAUUCCUCUUUUGACAGAGAUCCUAGAAGCGACAAUGACAUUGUCGAUGAAGGGGUGGGUUAUGAUUCAGACCUAAGAAAUGGACAAUUGUGUCAGACGCAGAUCGAAGUGGAUGGUUUGUCACAAAGAAACAGGCAAAGAAGGCUGUUGCAUAGUGGUUUUAUUUCUUUUUGUGAUGUUGGAGGAAAUGAUUGCAAUGAUGGUUCAGAUGGGAGUUCCUCGCAGAUAGUGAUUCCUGAUUCUGAAGAAGGGUCUGUUGGUAAAAAGAAAGGAAAAACAAUAAUACAUGAUAAUGUGGCAGAUCACUUGCAACAUACCAAAGAUAAAGCUCGAUCAAAUAGACAUUGCUCAGUGUCCAAUAAGGAGGUUGGUACAAAUUCUGGUGGUCAUCCUCUUAGAUUGUCGGCUGAUAAAGGCUGGAGGAUGGCACUUGAUUCUAUUGCACAAACGACUACAUUAUUAUCUGAAGAUAAUAUUGAUGUUCCCAAGAGAAAGCACAUCAUGUAUAUUGAUGAUGAUAGUCCUGAAGUAACUACCUCUCGUUCACGGUACAACAAGCCUAACAUAAGACAGCCAACUUCUAAUGUAGUUUCAGGGGACAGAAACCAUAGACGGUACAAGAUGAUGAAAGGUAAGAGGAAAAACAACUUUCUUCAUACUCAAGAUGGUGAAUGCUCUAGCUCAGCUAUUGAGGAUUCAGAAGUUUUACUCGUGGAGUCUGUAGUACCCUCAAAUCAGAAAUCAACCAGAAUUAGGGGUUCUCGAAGACAUGGUGGAACUUUAUUGGGACCCGUCAUAGAAAUUGAUGAGCUGGAUUUUCCUGAAGGAGCAAACAGUAACUCAGAAGAACAAAGCCACAGAUCUUUUUAUGAUUCUAGUGCAACAGCUAGGCAGGUUGAAUCGGACGAGAUAUUGGCUCGUCAAUUGCAAGAGCAACUUUUUAACGAAUUACCAGACUUUGAUGCAUCUGAAGAGAUUGAUGCAACUAUAGCAAUGGCGUUGCAACAUGAAGAGGAUUCAAGUAGACUUGCAAGGCGAGGUCAAGCACAUCCUAGAGACUUCUCAAUGGCUCAUUUAUAUGCCCAGUGUCCACAAGUGGCCUCAAGAAACUCCUUAGGGCGAACAACGGUCCGGGAUCGAGCAACACCAAGUCGAAUGUCACAUUUGAGGAGGCGUUUUAAUCGCUCUUCUUCAGAUAGGUAUAACUUCGUGAAUGUAUUGGAAGCUGAAUUCAACAGCAGAAGUGGCUUGUCAACAUCACCUGGUGUUUUACCAUAUCAACAUGAAUUUAAUGGGAGUGACUAUGAAAUGCUGUUGUCCCUUGAUGAUAACAAUCGUCAUGCUGGUGCUUCUCAAAGGCAACUUGACAACUUGCCAGAAUCAAUAGUGCAUCAGAGUGAUAAUAUCGAAGAAGCUUGUGCAAUCUGCCUUGAGAUACCCACAACCGGGGAAACUAUCCGUCACUUACCAUGCCUGCACAAGUUUCACAAAGAUUGCAUCGAUAAAUGGCUUAGAAGGAAGACCUUCUGCCCUGUUUGCAAGUCCGGCAUCACUUAAACAGGCUUAUAGAAGUUUCGCAAGCUGCUCAAAAAUUUCUUGAUUUUUGAGAUUGUAUAUUGAGGACACUGUUUAAAGAAAAUCCAUAGUGAAUCUGCCAUUUUUUGUCUGGCAUCUAUUGUUCAGUUACGCCCAUUUGUUGUUAGAUCUUUGUUGGCAUUUCACAAAUCCUUCUAGUCUAAUGCUAAAUGCUCAUGUUAUUUCACUAUUAUCAUAUAUUUAAUUAUUUAUAGGUGGUGUUAAGGGGAACAAUCCUUUUUUGUAUGGUAAGUGAAAGCUAUAUUGAAUGUAUUGAAUGAACAAGCUCUUUCAAAC